This is a messenger RNA of Orbicella faveolata, 839 nucleotides long. RefSeq lists its product as uncharacterized. Lineage: Eukaryota; Metazoa; Cnidaria; Anthozoa; Scleractinia; Merulinidae. The record is from RefSeq and is a predicted model, not a curated record.
CAUGGACUGGGUCGGAGCGGUUGAAACGAGAAGACGAGUUUUCUAAGCUCCGUAACUCGAGGGGUUAAACGCGAAAGUUUCUUUAUCUCAAACAAUAUGACAGGAAAGGAAGAGCAAAGCGGGACAAGACGAAAGAGAGACGGUUACAAAAGUCCAAGCAAGGAUGGUUCUCGUCGUUCUCCAUGUUCUCCAGAAACGAAACGACAAACUGAAAAUCAAGCAAGCAUGUCGGACUUACACAAGGCCACAUGAGUGCAGCAAGUACCAAGCACGUACAAGAUCCUGCACUUGCAGCUAUAUGAGAGGUACUACUAAGAAUCGAAGCAAACACCAAUUGCCUAAUUAGCGAGCAAAAGACAUGCAGCGAAGCUACGAGGAGCUUCGUGAAAGUCUUGAAUUUACACAAAGCAAGAUGGAGAAAAUGGCAAAGAACAACUCCGCUUUCCAAGAGCAAAUGAAGGAGAUGGCGAAGACCAACCUCGCAUUACAAAGAAGAAUGACCCAACUGGAAAGUGAUUUAGAGAAAAAGAACGAAGAAAAUGCCAAGUUUGAAAAGAAAUUAGACGAGAUCUUCAUGCAACUCGAUGAUUUGGAACAAUACACGAGAAAAUUCAAUCUCGAAAUACAUGGAAUCCCUGAAACAGACGACGAAGAGCCCGAAGAUCUUGUCCUCGGCUUGGCAAAACUAACGGAAAUAGAUCUAACAGACGAGGACAUCGGAAGGAAGCAAGUCACCGAGACCAAUAAUUGUGCUUUUCAGCAAUUAUUACAGCAAAGAGCAAAUGUACCAAGGCGCUGGAAACUUCGCUAGAAUGGUUUAAGAGGUUUAGGAGUGGACC